Molecule: messenger RNA, 5334 nt
Organism: Cheilinus undulatus (humphead wrasse)
Lineage: Eukaryota; Metazoa; Chordata; Actinopteri; Labriformes; Labridae
Gene: synrg
Product: synergin, gamma
Exons: 24
Coding region: 27-4424 (1465 amino acids)
Cellular component (GO): clathrin coat of trans-Golgi network vesicle
Molecular function (GO): protein binding
Source: RefSeq, a predicted model, not a curated record
UCAUACAAGUGACUGCUGUUAUCAAGAUGGCGCUGCGGCCAGGAUCUGGGGGAGGCAGCAGUUUUAUGUAUCCUGUUGGAGGGGGUUUGGGACCACCACAAGGCAUGGUUCCUAUGCAGCAACAGCAGCAGCAGCAACAGCAGGGCUUCCCCAUGGUUCCUGUCAUGCAGGCAAAUAUGCAAAGCAUGAUGGGAAUGAACUUUGGGGGACAGAUGGCUCCAGGGGCCAUGCCUAUGCAGGGUGGGAUGGCUAUCGGCAUGCAGACCCCCGGGAUGCAGUUCUUGGGUCAGCCACAGUUUAUGGGUAUGAGACCAGCUGGACCCCAGUACACAGCCGACAUGCAAAAACAAAUGGCAGAGGAGCACCAAAAACGUCUAGAGCAGCAGCAGAAGAUGCUAGAAGAGGACAGAAAAAGGAGACAGUUUGAGGAGCAGAAACAGAAGCUGAGGCUGCUCAGCAGUGUCAAACCCAAGACAGGAGAAAAGAGCCGUGAUGAUGCUUUGGAGGCAAUCAAAGGCAAUCUGGACGGCUUCAGCCGAGAUGCUAAGAUGCACCCGACUCCAUCAUCGCAGUCCAAGAAGCCAGACUCAUCGCCAUCACACCCGUCUGUCACCACUCACUCCCUCCCCCCAGCUUUGUCCGAGGACAAUGAUGAGUUUAGUGACUUUCAGGGGCCAGUAGACGCCCCCACCUCUUUCCCUCCACCCUCCUCCACCUUGGGCCUCUCCUCUCAGGCCCACGCCCAGCCUUCGUCCUCUGCCUCUCAGACAGGUUUCUCUGAGGACGAUGACGAGUUUAGCGACUUUGUUCAGGGUCCAGUAAACACUCUUCCUUCCUCCAACACCACCCACCUCUCCUCACAGGUUCAACCUUCAUCCCCCUCACUGAGGCCAGGUCUGUCCUCCUCUCCCUCCCCCUCCCUUCCUCAGUCCCUUCCUGCCUCUGUGUCCGUUCCCACUGUCACCCAACACUCUGCUGUCAUCACCAGCUCCCAAUCUACAUUUCAAGGCCCAUCCCUGGAAGAGAAGCUUUUCUCCUCGUGUGAUUUCACUGCUGAUAAGACGGCCCAGCUUAGCUUUAAGUCUAAGCAGAGUUUGGCUGGAAUGAGUCCUAGAGCCAAAGUCUCAACCCAGUUUCAGUCCAGCACUAAAGCCAGGAACUGGGCUCAGGCCCCCGAGGACUUGAGUUCUGUCUUCGUCUCAGAAAAACUACCUGAAGCUCUGGUGUCAACAGCGCCCAGCAUCCCCCCACAGACUGCUGACUCAUCUCCUCACAGCAGUAGUGACAGUGCAGGUGUUGGCGUGUAUCCACAACAAGAGCAUAUCCAGCCCAUGCUGCCCGCCUGGGUUUACAACGACAGCCUCGUCCCAGAAAUGUUCAAGAAAGUUCUCGAAUUCACCAUGACGCCAGCAGGGAUAGACACAGCCAAGCUGUACCCGAUCCUGAUGUCAUCAGGUCUUCCCAGGGAAGCUUUGGGGCAAAUCUGGGCAUCAGCCAACCGCACAACACCUGGCAUGCUGACCAAGGAGGAGCUCUACACCGUUCUUGCACUAAUUGGUGUGGCGCAGAGCGGCCUUCCAGCUAUGAAUGUGGAAAUCCUCAGCCAGUUCCCUUCUCCACCCGUCCCCAACCUGCCUGCCUUGGCUAUGGCCAUGGCCCCUGUCAUGCCCCAGCACCAGCAGCCCAUGAUGACCCAGCCACAGGUCUCCAUGGCGAUGCCCACACCAGCACCCCCACCACCAGUUAUGGCCAUGACACCCGCAGCUCCGGCUCAAGCACCCACAAACACCAACUUCAUCGCCAGUUUCCCCCCUACACAGGUCAGUAAGACAGAUGAUGAUGACUUCCAGGACUUCCAGGAGGCUCCAAAAGCAGGAGCAGACCCUGCCUUUUCUGAAUUCAAAGGAGAUUCAGGAGGAGGUUUCCCCAGCACCAUUGCACCUCAGCACCAAAACAACGCUCCUGCCAUGCUGACUCCAGUGUCUGGUUCUUCAUCUGCCUCUGUCGCCUCCUCUGAUAAGUACGCUGUGUUCAAGCAGCUGUCUGUGGAUCAGCCCGCAGAGCUGACACCUCCUGCAUCAGACUCUGGAGACAAAUACAGCGUCUUCAGACAGCUUGAGCAGCCCACUGACAAGAAACCAGUCGGUGAAGGAUUUGCAGAUUUCAAGUCUGUCAGCGCUGAUGAUGGAUUCACAGACUUUAAAACCGCCGACAGCGUUUCUCCAUUAGACCCCUCAGAACAGGCCAAGAUCUUUCAACCUGCCUUUCCUCCUGCUUUCCCAACCUCUCAGUCUCUACAACAGCUACCACAGCAGCCAGCAGCGUCUCUAUCUCAGCCCAAAAAUCCUCUCAACAUGGCCGACCUGGACCUUUUCUCUUCUAUAGCUCCCUCUGUCCCAGCCUCCUCUGAGACAAAGCCCACCACGUUCCCCUCAGUGUCCGUGCCCCCAUCUCUAGUUCUCCUACCAGGUGGAGCCAAACCUCCAGGAGCGGGAGCAGAUGAUUUUGGUGACUUUGCCCUCUUUGGCUCCUCCUCUGACGCUGCUCCGGCUUCAGCAGCAGGAGGCGCUGUGGCUGCCCCUCAGGACGACUUUGCGGACUUCAUGGCAUUUGGCAGUUCUGGUGGGGAGCCUAAAGGCGAGAGCAGUGUAGGUGUCCAAGGGGAGACCUCAACCCAGCAGCGGCCACAGCAGAGCUCAGACAAGUACGACGUAUUCAAACAGCUGUCUCUGGAGGGGGGUCUGGCAUAUGACGAUACGAAAGAAAGCGGAGGAGGGUCCUUUUCUUCGCUAAAGAGUGAUACUGAUGACUUUGCUGACUUUCAGUCCUCAAAAUUCUGCACAGCACUCGGGGCUUCGGAAAAGACUCUGGUGGACAAGGUGUCGGCUUUCAAACAGGGCAAAGAGGACUCUGCCUCUGUCAAAUCCCUGGACCUCCCAUCCAUUGGGGGGAGCAGCGUAGGAAAGGAUGACUCAGAGGACGCUCUCUCAGUGCAGCUCGACAUGAAGCUGUCGGACAUGGGCGGAGACCUGAAGCACGUGAUGUCGGACAGCUCUCUGGAUUUGCCGGGGCUCUCUGCUCACCAGCCCCCCGCUACAGAGGGAGAUGACAUGAAAUUUGACCCAUUCGGGACGUCGGCCCUCAGCACCCUGUCCAGCUAUGACUGGUCAGACCGGGAGGAAUGUCUGCCCGGGGAAGUCAGAAAGCCACAGAGUUUGGAGGGAGCUUCUCUUUCGUCUUUAGCUCCGGCUCAGAGGACAGAGCUGACCUUUGGCAGCUCUGAAAACAUCACAGGAAGCUCCGCGGCAAAGAUCACCACCUCCCUCCCCGCAGAAGACGGCUCCUCGACAGACGACAAGUUCGAAGCCUUUGCUGAUUUUGGCUCUGGUGAACACAGAGGUGUUGAUGACGAGGACGACUUUGGAGACUUUGCAAGUACUAUUUCGGAAAAGUCAGACUCACCUCCCGCCAGCACCGAGGCAGGCUCUGAGGGAAAUCUAGGUGAGGCCGCUGAUGAGUUUGGAGCCUUCCAAGGGGACAAACCCAAGUUUGGGAAGUCUGACUUCCUGAAAGCAAGCGCUCAGCCCAAAGUCAAGUCCAGUGAAGAGAUGAUCAAGAACGAGCUGGCAACGUUUGACUUGUCUGUUCAAGGCUCCCACAAAAGAAGUCACAGUUUGGGCGACAAAGAAAUCGGGCGUUCACCUCCUUCUCCAGCUCCAGAGCAACCCUUCAGAGAUCGGUCAAACACCCUGAGCGAAAAGCCUGUCCUGCCUGUCAUCAGGGACAAGUACAAGGACCUGACCGGGGAGGUGGAGGAGAGCGAGCGCUACGCAUACGAGUGGCAAAGGUGUCUGGAAAGCGCUCUUGAGGUCAUCACCAAAGCGAACAACAUCCUGAACGGCAUCAGCAGCUCCUCCGUCUGCACCGAGGUCAUCCAGUCUGCUCAGGGCAUGGAGUACCUGCUGGGUGUGGUGGAAGUGUAUCGCGUCACCAGGCGAGUGGAGCUGGGUAUAAAAGCGACAGCUGUGUGCUCUGAGAAGCUACAACAGCUGCUGAAGGACAUCAGCCGUGUGUGGAACAACCUCAUGGGCUUCAUGUCGCUCGCCAAGCUUGCUCCUGAUGAAAGCUCGCUGGAUUUCUCCUCCUGUAUUCUGAGACACGGCAUCAAGAACGCCAAGGAGCUGGCUUGUGGGGUGUGUCUCCUCAACGUUGACGCUCGCAGCAAGAACAAAGAAGGAAGCACUAUUGGACGUCUGUUUAAACGAGCUCGGACUAAAGACAAUAACAGGCGGGCGUUCAACUCGGAGACGGACAACUUCAAGCUACUGUACGGGGGCCACCAAUACCACGCCAGCUGUGCCAAUUUCUGGAUAAACUGCGUGGAGCCCAAACCCCCCGGCCUCAUACUACCUGAUCUGCUAUGAGCUUUGGCCGGUGCUGCCGUGGCAACAGGACACAGCUGAUCAUCAGAUAGGUGGACUGACGACUCACUCGCUCUGCACGCGCUCUCACCUUGAACUGUGAGCGAGAGGAGGACAUUGAAACACUGGAUCCCUUUGUAUUUAUUAGGUUUUAUCUGCUGCCCCUCACUCUGAGUUCAUCGUUUCAUCUAGUGUUUUUGUUUCACGUGAUUUACCUAAAGUGUAUGCUUCACUUGUUAUGGUUACAUUCAGAUCAAUAAAUAAUUACCCUUUGAACAUCAAUACCAUGUACACAUACAUUUACAUUGCUAAAAAACAUCCUGACUGGCUGAUAUUUAUUAAAUUAGGUGUGCAGUAUUUUAAACAAUACUGGCAAAAGUCUGAGUUUUGAGUUUUAAUAGUAACUUCUGUUUGCAAAUGAUUUUUCUCAUUAUUCCUUUUGUUUUCACUGAUGCAAAGCUGUUAAAUCAUAAGCCUAUUACUCUACUUGAAUCAUAUUUGUUGGUCUGUUAGAUGAGACUCUGUGGCUGUUCUGGUUUUAAUCUCUCUAAAUCUCAUGAAUCACUCUGACUGGCAGGUGUCUACAUUUAUAUGAAUUGUGUUGAGUUAACUGGUUUGGGCGUUUCUUUGCACUGCUGAGGAGGUUUCACACCUCCUGGAGUAUUUAAAUUGUUUAUUUUAUUGGGAACAAAAAGUUGAUUUUGGGGACUUGAAGGGAAUCGUGUACGGUUGUGUUUUUUUGUCUUGGUGUUGUGUGCAAUUAGAGCUGAAAGUCGAGAAGAAAGAAGUUGACUGUGAUUCUGAACUAAAAAUGGCAGCAGCACUUUUUGUACAUUGAAGUGUCAGGCUGUAGCAUUGUCAUUGAGACAAACUGUAAUGUGAAUGUUAUGUAAAUAAAUAUGUAUACGUCUUA